Molecule: messenger RNA, 739 nt
Organism: Leptopilina heterotoma
Lineage: Eukaryota; Metazoa; Arthropoda; Insecta; Hymenoptera; Figitidae
Product: chymotrypsin-2-like
Exons: 5
Coding region: 23-739 (238 amino acids)
Biological process (GO): proteolysis
Molecular function (GO): serine-type endopeptidase activity
Source: RefSeq, a predicted model, not a curated record
GCAACUCCUAUUAGCCAUUGUUAUGGGUUUUAUUUUCAGUUCAUCAGCUCAAAACUUCACUCGUAUUGUUGGUGGAAUUGACGCUGAAGAAGGUCAGUUUCCAUAUCAGGUAUCGCUACAACGAAAUGGGCGUCAUUUCUGCGGAGGCUCAAUUUUAAAUGAACGUUGGAUUUUAACAGCUGCGCAUUGCCUGAGAGGAAGGUACUCUAGUAGUAUAACUGUGAUGACUGGAAUCACAGACCUGGACGGCUUUGGGGAUGCUUAUAUAGGAGAUUUGAAAAUUAUACACGAAGACUAUGAUAGAUACGAACAUGAGAAUGAUAUUGGUCUAUUAAAAGUAAUAUCAGACAUCAAUUUCAACGAUGAAGUUCAGCCUAUCAAGUUACUAUCUAAUGAAUUAGAAGGAGGAGGAUACAUUGCAACAUUGACGGGAUGGGGAAGAACUUCCCUUACAAGUAGCGCGCCUAUACGUUUACAAGUAAUUAAAUUAAAAAUUAUAUCAAAUGAAGAUUGCCAAUCAAAAAUAAAUAAUGUGAAAACAUCACACAUAUGUACCUUGAAUAAAGAAGGAGAAGGUGCAUGUUUUGGAGACUCCGGAGGACCGCUUGUCGUGGACAGCGUUCAAGUUGGUGUCGUUUCCUUCGGGAAACCAUGUGCUCGAGGAGUUCCGGAUGUGUAUACCAAUGUUCAUAAUUAUAUGGAUUGGAUCAAAGAGUCAUUGUUACGAUACGCGUUUUAG